Molecule: messenger RNA, 528 nt
Organism: Heterobasidion irregulare TC 32-1
Lineage: Eukaryota; Fungi; Basidiomycota; Agaricomycetes; Russulales; Bondarzewiaceae
Exons: 4
Coding region: 1-528 (175 amino acids)
Biological process (GO): DNA-templated transcription
Molecular function (GO): DNA binding; zinc ion binding
Source: RefSeq, a predicted model, not a curated record
AUGGCUCACCUGCUGGGCGUCUUCUGCAAUAACUUCGAGCGCAAUUUUCCAUUCCUUCAAUACGACGAUCUUUCGAGGCGCCUAUACAACAAUUCUCUAUCCCCAAUACUUGCCAAUAGCAUCGCUGCUAUCAGUUCCCGUCAUUCGACAAACCCUGAAAUUUUGACAAGAGGAGUAUCGCAAGUCUCAGAUGCUUAUUGUAACGUCGCAAAGCGUCUCCUCGCAGCCACUUCGGUAACCCCAUACACUGAGGUUUUACAUGCUGUAGUCAUCCUCUUCUGGACCGAGUAUAAAGCCGGUCGGACGUCCAGUGAGCUUUUUGUGAAUUUUAAUCAUCACCAGAUGGCGACAAAGAUGGCCUUCAACCUCGGGUUGGGUAGCGAGAGUACCAUGUCUGCGUCCAGCGAGCGCGAGCGCAGCAUGCUUCGAGCAACUUGGACUUCGGUCGCUCAGAUGCAACAGAUGACGACAACGUGUAUGUAUCGAUGUCUCAGGCGUCCUCAGAGCUUUGCUAAUCGAGAAAUCUAG